Molecule: messenger RNA, 555 nt
Organism: Durusdinium trenchii
Lineage: Eukaryota; Dinophyceae; Suessiales; Symbiodiniaceae
Source: the annotation of a GenBank genome assembly
AUGGUGCAUGUGAUCAACGCGUCAGCCACCUGCAAGUCGCCCCAGGUGAUCCGUGAGGCUUUGGAAGCGGAGGCUCGUGCGGAGAUCGUGGACAAGGUGCUCAAACCCUUGUUGGCCAUGGAGGGGCCUUUCGAGGAAGUGGGUCCUGGAUCCUGCCUUGAUGUGGAAGGGAAGGAGUACGACACCUUUGGCCACGAAGGCACAGUGACACUCAAGAGUUGCAAAGAUGCCUGCAUGCUCUUCACGGCACAGCAAUGCCAUGGCCUGACCUUUGCUGCAGGACGUUGCGAGCUGCGGAUGGAAGAUGGCUUUGAUCAGGCCUCACAGGACUGGAGCCUCUCCUGGGCUGAGGGCACUGGCCACGGCACCAUCCAGGCAAACAGUCCGAGUGGUGCCACCAGCACCAGGUGCUGGCGCCGCACGGACGGGGCGGAGCCGACCGAGCAGCCGAGCAACCACACGACCGAGCAGCCGAGCGGGAGCGUCUUGUCGGGAAUCAUGGACUGGCUGCCGGACAUGGGCAUCCUCUCAGGAUUAGGGAGCCUCUUUCGCUGA